Messenger RNA from Brassicogethes aeneus, 754 nucleotides. The record is from the annotation of a GenBank genome assembly. NCBI's taxonomy places the organism in Eukaryota, Metazoa, Arthropoda, Insecta, Coleoptera, Nitidulidae.
CCGGAUUGGAAUUGUCAAAUUUCUUCAAUCUCCUAUUUUGGGAUACUUCAGCGGCUUAAAUAAUUAAGAAAUUAUGGCUUCAAAAGUAGAUAUGGAACUUAAAAAAGCAUUCGUUGAAUUGCAAGGUAAGCAAUUGGAAACUUCACAAAAAAUUAAACUGCAUGACAUUCAAAUCGAGUCCUUAAAAAGAAAUAAGCAACACGCCACUUUCACAGAAAGAGAAAUAAACACACUGGAGGAUGGAACAAAAACAUAUGAAUCAGUGGGUAGAAUGUUUCUCCUUACUCCCUUGCCAGAUGUAAAAGAACAUUUGCAGAUAAAACAAACUGCAGCAGAAGAAAAAAUUAAAGUUUUAGAAAGUAAUAAAACAUACUUGGAAGGUAGUCUUGUUGAAGCAACCAAUGCUUUAAGAGAAUUGGUGCAACAAAAAAGAUAAAGUAUUUCAUGCUUCGUUAAUUUCUACUUUGAUUCACUUUAUAAUUUACAAUAAUCACACAUAAUUUAUUUUAUAAAAAGUUGUAUUUUGUUAAAAUCUAAAUAAAAAUUUAUACAUAGAACUGUAUAUUAUAUAAAUAAACAAAUUAAUCAUCAACAACCAUCGACUCAAACAAUAACGGCACAGAUUCAGGUUUUUCUUCAACAAUUGUGGGCUUAUGUAACAAUUUAAAUAUUCCAGUUCCUAUUGGAGCUGACAUUCCCAUAAUUAUGUUUUCGGAAACUCCAUUGAUUUUGUCUGUUUGACCAUAGUAGGCUG